Ambispora gerdemannii is the source of this 344-nucleotide messenger RNA. The record is from the annotation of a GenBank genome assembly. NCBI's taxonomy places the organism in Eukaryota, Fungi, Glomeromycota, Glomeromycetes, Archaeosporales, Ambisporaceae.
UCCGUCGAAGAUGGGUCAAGUAAAAAGAGAAAACAUCCAGAAGUUACGUCUGAAACGAUAGGUCGUUUACUGCCCAUUAUAGUAAACUUAUGCCCCCAGAGAGAUGUGCCGGAUUUUAUUACAAUAUAUCGACCAAAUGGAACUGUUAUUGAACUCGGAUAUAGCGUUAAGAAAAUAUUUAAAGAAGAAGCCUCGGUUAAGCAUUUAGUAGAAAUUUAUGAAACGCUACGUGAGAAUAAAGUUAGAUAUACUGACAAAUUGGAACAUUCCACUUCGCAUUGUGUUUAUUUGGCACCACGUGGAUUGCAACGAACACCAACCAAUCUCAAAGAAUUAUUGCAAGC